CUUCCUCGCGGUCCCGCCAUCUGCAGAGUCGAAAACUGUGUGGAAGAUUGUAGCGAAUUUUUACAAUAGAAAUCAUCUUUAAGCGAUCAUGAGUGAUCUUGAUGAUAGAGAUGGUUCCGAAGAAAAGGUAAGUAGAGUGUUAGCUUGGUUGAGUGCGUAAGUCACAAACAAGUUUUUAGGGUAGUUUGAAUGGCUCGUUAAAUUUCGUCGCUCGUGUUGUUUGAAUGAACUGCAUUUUUCCUAAUUCUGCAUGUGUUUGCUUAAAUCCACUGCAGUAGCAUACUCUAUGAACAUUUAUUUUGAGUGUGCCCUCGAUUCAAUUUAAUUUGACUCUGUGCUAGUAUGUUUCUGUAGCUUGCCUGUAUGGGAACUUACAAAUAAAUCCUCGUGGACUUUUAGCCAUGUGUGAAGCUUAGUACAUUGGGAACUUUGAUGGGUAGAACACGAUUUGCAUUACUUCAGCUCCGUCAGCCCUUUACACCCUAAAAUCAAUAAGCAUAUUCUCCUUACUAUUAUCUAAACAUUUCCUAUGGUACCAACAGGAAGAAUUUGUUUGACUAUCAAGAGCUUCUUUAUUCAGCAGUUAUUUCCCAUUUUCUCAGUGUUUGAUUCAGGGGUAAUUCUAACUGUAACAAUUAAUUUGAUGUGAGAUACUCCUUGGGUUUAAAAGUUAAGGGAAGGUCAGGCUUUAUUUUUUUUGUUUAGUCUUUUCAUUGUGCUUGGCAGUGAGUGGUCUUCAACAGCUGAACAUUGUUCAAAAUAUGGCAAUGUUCAAUUGGUCAACCUCAUUAACUGGAGCAUAUAAACAAUGAGCAGCUGACAAUAUUGCAACAUUUUAUGGAAGAGAUAAGGGAUCAUGUAUUAUUACUUGAGUAUUGAAUGAGAAUGAAAAACCAGGGCUGUUCUUUAUCAUUCUAUAGUUAUGUUAUGAUUAUAUUUUGAAAGUUGUGUUGUGUUCAACAGGAUGUAAGUGACAGAGAUGACGAGCAAGGUGCUGACUACAAUGGUGCAGGCUCAAGAUCAGCUUCACGCUCCAGAUCUCGCUCCAAGUCUCGUUCAAGAUCUCGUUCAAGAUCCCGCUCAGCAUCUCGGUCUCGAUCAAGAUCACGUUCUGGGUCACGUUACUCAAGAGAUCGAUCAAGGUCACGAAGUAGGAGCCGUUCACGUCGUAGACGCCGCUCGCCUUCCCGCAGCAGGUCAAGGUCCCGUUCACACACUAGGAAAAGGAGAAAGUCCAGAUCUCACUCUCGCAGCCCCUAUCACUACAGACACAAAAGGUAACUGGUGCAGUACAUCGUAAUUUCAGAAAAGUAACUUGCUCUUCCAGAAGCAGCUAUUUUGUCAAGGAAGCUAUCAGAAGAUGUUGUAAGAAAAUGGGCCAAGGAGACAUUGAUAUGAGUUUCAUUCAGAGGUAGAUUUAUGGUGGUCAAGUUUGACUUAGAAUUUGGUUCAGCCUUGCUCUCAAAGAAUUCCCAUAUCUCUUUUCUUUUUUUAGGUUUUUCUUUAUGAGAUAAAUGUUGGCAAAUAUGUAAAAAGUGCCUUUGAGCACAGAUUUUUCUCAUAUUUGUAACAAUACAUGUACAUCUUCUCUUUUAAAAUCUAGAUCAAGGAGUGUUUCACCUCUCUCUUCAAGGAAGCGUCAUGUUGGAAGCCGGGUAAACUAAUUUUCAAAUUUUUUUCUGAGAGAAGUUUUGCUUUUUAUUGUUGAGUUCUUAGUGGGAUGGCUUAAGGAUUUUUCAGUGUGGGUCCUGGUGCCAUCCUAUUUGUGUGAAUUGGGGACCCAAACAUUUUUCCACAGGGCAGGAAGGGAAGGGGUUUUAUACUCUGUGUGACUUUCUCCUUGAAUAAACUGGUUUUGGUGCUAUGAAUAAGAGAGACCUAGCAGAAAAUUCCAUCUCCCAGUCACUGUCUUAGGAAAUGUAUGUAGAACAGUUUGGAGGAUUUACAUACUGAUGUUAGGGUCUUAAGGCAUAAGACAGUGCUGAGCUUGUAUCAACCUUAAGAACCACAAUGAUGUAUUCAUUUUCAACAGUUUAAUUACAUUAAUGUCAUGAACAUUAAAAAAAGAAAACUGUUAACCUUUUUGAAGCAAAUGUACUGAAUUAUUAAAGGAACACAGUACACAUUAUGAAUUUGGUUAUAUUUCUUCCUUAAUGUGUUUGCAUAACAUGCAUAAUUUCUGUGCUAAUGCAAUUUCUGGCUUAUCAUUUGUUUGCUUUUGUUAGGAUAACCCAGAAGCCAGUAACUGUCUUGGAAUUUUUGGAUUAAGCUUGUACACUACUGAAAGAGAUUUGCGACAGUACUUUGAGAAGUAUGGCAGUGUUGAGAGUAUCCAGAUUGUUUAUGAUCGUCAGGUAGGAAACUUUGAUCUGUGUCAAAUAUAGAGCAGGGUUGUCAUGAGGAGGCAUCAGGCAGCAGGAGCCUGCAGGCUGUUACACCAUCUUAAAAAAAAAAAAAGACAAGAAGAGUAAAGUGAGUCCAAAAAAAAACAAGACAAAACAGAUGUAGACUGUUGUAACUUUUGUUGGAUGUCCACAAGACUGAAGAAAGGUUUUCUUACACACAUUAUUACAAAUCUCUGCUGCUUUUUUUAAUUUCCACAGACUGGGAGGUCAAGAGGCUUUGGAUUUGUCUACUAUGAAAGUAGUGAUGAUGCAAGAGAGGUUAGUUACUUAACUGUGACAAUUUCUUUGAAGUCACAGGGGAUUCUUGCAAUCUGAUUACCUUUUUAACAGUAUAGUUAAUUACUGAAUCACGCUUUUUUUGAGCUAAACUGCAAUUUAUUUUCUGUAGUGGUGGUGCAUGAAGGAUCUUAUUGCUAAUCGCUAAUACUCCAAAACAGUUCAACAGCUUACCAAGAUGACUCCUUAUGGAUGUGCUCACUUUUUUUGCACCCCCAGGCAAAGCAGUGUACCAAUGGUUUAGAAAUUGACAGUCGGCGCAUUCGUGUCGACUACUCCAUUACUAAAAGAGCCCACACACCCACUCCAGGAGUUUAUAUGGGGAAAGCAACACAGUGAGUCUAAUUUGUUCAUAUUUCACCAAUUUCACCCAGUAGUACAUUUAUAAAAAAUUGUAACAAAUGUGUCAAUGUACCAUAGACAGUUUAUUGAGAGAUUAUAAGCCGGUAAAGAAAUAAUGAUCAAAUCCUUCUCUUGUGCUCUUCAUGGUUUUUUGUUUUGUUUUUGUGUUUUUAUUGGGGGAGUGGGUGGGUGCUUAUUUGAUGCUGGGUGCUUACUGGUAAUCAAACAAAAACAGUAAGCCCCCCCCUCUAAGAAGUCCACUCAUUCCACCAUGUGUUAAGUCCCCUUUUUGGAAAUUCUAUAAAUUAAGAGGAGGUGCACCUCUGAGGGUGUAUCACAGCAUUUCCAGUAACUUCUCUUCACCAGCUUCAUACUUACAUAUUCCCUAAUUUUUUUUCAAGGCACCGAAACUAUCGUAAGAGUAACUAUGAUGACUACCCUCGGGACAGGGAAUAUUAUUCAAGGGACAGUCAUCGUCAUAGAGAUUACUAUGGUAGUGGUGGUGGAUAUCGCUCCCGCUCUAACUCACCAAGGGGUAAGUUUUGGUAAUAAAUUUCUUCGGUGGCAUUACUCCCAUGUCCUGUCCACUUUGGAAAUAACAGUAUUUUAAUAGAAAACAUAUCGUGAUACCAAGACAAAGAAGCUAGAGUGAUUAUAUCUGCACACUGCACAGUUUUGUGCUUAGAUGUACAUGUUUGUGAUGAUAAGUGAUGGCAAUAUCUUGACACUUUGAGACACAAGAAUUAUCUUUGAAUAAAAAAAAAUGACUGUUGACCAGGUGAGACAGACAUUUCAGGUAUUUUAUGGUGUUAAUAAGGCAUCAUAGGUUGGAGAAUUAUCUCCCCCUACAGUAAUGAUAUAUACAUUAUCAAGAAGAGUAAUGAGAAGACAAAAAGCUAGUGUGUAAGUUUGAAUGAUUUAAUAUAAAAUUCUCGCGGCACAAUUUACACUGAAUGUAUGGAUGACAGUAUGGAGAAUUUAUAAAUUAAUCUUGGGAGCAACAUGGUGAGAGUCUUCAGCUGGAACAGGCCAAUGUCUAAUUUGCUUAGAAUUUAAUCUGACUGAAAGUUUUAUGCUCCACAGGUCGUUACUGAAUCGAGUGAUGCAAGCUGAGUGACAUUGUGUUGACAAAGCCUGUAUGCUGGCAGGCUAUAACUCUAUCUAACGCGAUAUUAUAUACAACUUAGGCAGGGAUGAUGUUCUGAAGACCAGACAAUUUAUGUAGGAUAUAUCGAGGAUAUGUGUCAUCACUUUUAGAUACCAUUGGCCAGUAACACGAGCUGGGUUGAUUAGAGGUUGAUAGUCAGGAAUUGAAUAAGCAUCGAGUGAUUGUAGCACCCGAAAAUAUUGUUUUACAUACUGUCCUUGUGCACUACACUAAAAGCACGUCGAGCAACUGUGAGUUAAAUCUUUGUAGGAAUUUGUUUUUAAGUUUUUUUGUUUUGCCUUUUUUAACUCUGUCAAUCAAACUGUUUAGUGACGCAAGUACUGGAAGAGGACACAAGUUUGAAGUGAUUCUUGGUUCAAGUUUGCUAUCGCUCAUGUAAUUCUGAUAUCCAGAAGAUUGCAUCAUUGUUAACAUGUGAGAUCAGUAGUACAACGAACUUAUUUUAUUCUCUCAUUUUUAAGGCGCUUUCCGAACGCAUUUAAGACGCGCUGCACAUUCAUCGAACCCUGCGAAGGCGCGUUCCAAACGCAAUCUGAAAAUGACAUUUGAUAGUUUAGCUUAAUCAGCACUCUGAUUUAGAUGGACCCUGCAAUUUAGCAUUUUGUUGGUUUCAUUAACCGAAGUCACCGAAAUUUCACCAGAGCAUCUUGGUAUUGUAAAUAUGUCAGUGCUCUUCACGUGUGAGUGACUAAGAUGUGCCACUUUUUGGGUUGACUUUCUAAGGCGUGUUUCACGCAGUAUUUUAGUCAGUUUUUAGCGAAAUAAAGUGCAAUAUUUAGUUCGCUUGUCGAUGUUAACUUAGUUCUGUUUUGCGACAGGGUAGAAACAAGCAUGAAAAAUGAAGAUUUCGAAGAGCGAAGACUCCUAUCGCGAAAUUUGCAAGUAGUGCAAGACAGAAGAAUUAUCGAAGAUUGAAGCGAAUAAAUUCAGUUAGAAAAGAUGGGAGAAAAUGAAGAUGAAAAGGGAAGAUCGGGGAAAAGAAGGGAAAAGAAAGCGAAGAUCGAUUCGCAGAGAGAAUGAAGUAAGAAAGAGGGGAAGUUUUGAAGAAAGAAGCCAGGUUGUGUAAAGAGAAAGAAAGAAAAAUUUGUGAAGAAAAUGAAGUUGAAGAAGAAAUGAAGACAGGAAGAAACUUCCUGAAAAACGCCUCAAAGAAACCGAAAAUUGACCAAACGUUCGAGAAGUAAAAUGAAGAUUUUCUGUUGAAAGAAAAAUACAAAAUACAGGCGAAUCACGAGAGCCAGCGAUUUGAAGAAUGACUGAAGAGAGAAUUUGAUUUCUUGCAGGUAAGGAGCAAAAUUCAACGCUUUCAAUUUUGCUGAAAUUAUAUUCUUGAAUGAAAAAAAAGCACCGGGAGAGUUUAAUUUUUUAUCUUUGAAGAAAUUUCCGAUUUUGGACUUCGAGCGAAAAGGACCGGUUUUUUGGAAACGAACUUUCCUCAUCUUUCGAAAUAAUUAUUCGGUUCCAGCAAGCAACGUCCUUUCCUAACACUAAUUUUUUGUACCGUCUUCAUGGGUUGAUUACAGUUGAAAAAUUCGACGCUGUUGUAUUUUAGGGUUUGUUUGUAGGGUGGUUAAGUAUGAAUACAUUUACUUGUCUUCUGUGCAGCCAUGGGUUGGUAUUGUCACGCGAGUGGGUUGCGUGACAAUACCAAAUCAACAGCUGCGUGUAAUGCCUCGUGUAUGCGUAGUUUGAAUUACAGAUAUCUUUUUUACUCACGCUAAGGAGGGACUGGAAGUGUCUGAAAAUUUGGUUACGUAAGGCUUCCCGCGAUGUCAGUGGUCAUGCUUUUAACUACGCCGUGAUCUUGGUCUUGAUGAUUGAAGAUUGUUGCAUGACUACAAUCUACAAAUUGUUUGUGCGCAUGGAAUACCACUG
Messenger RNA from Pocillopora meandrina, 6066 nucleotides. Lineage: Eukaryota; Metazoa; Cnidaria; Anthozoa; Scleractinia; Pocilloporidae. The record is from the annotation of a GenBank genome assembly.